AUUGCAGAGGCUUCAGGCCGCGCAGAGCACACUGAUCCGCCUUUUUACAGCUAGACCUGUGUGCAGCAAGGAGCGAAGACCCUCAGUGUCCCCUUCCUUACCCAGGUUCCUCACAGAAUGGAUUCCCAGCGGGAGCUUGCAGAGGAACUCCGGCUUUACCAAUCCACCCUUCUUCAGGAUGGUCUAAAAGAUCUCCUGGAAGAGAAAAAAUUCAUCGAUUGCACCUUAAAAGCAGGUGAUAAAAGUCUUCCUUGCCACAGACUGAUACUGUCUGCUUGUAGUCCUUACUUCCGUGAGUAUUUUUUAUCUGAAAUUGAGGAGGAGAAAAAAAAGGAGGUAGUACUAGAUAACGUGGAUCCUGCUAUCCUGGAUUUGAUCAUCAAAUAUCUGUACUCUGCCAGUAUCGAUCUCAAUGACGGAAAUGUGCAAGACAUCUUCGCCCUGUCCAGCCGCUUCCAGAUCCCCUCAGUCUUCACCGUCUGUGUGUCUUACCUUCAGAAAAGACUGGCUCCCGGUAACUGUCUGGCCAUCCUGAGACUGGGGCUUCUUCUUGACUGCCCGAGACUCGCCAUUUCUGCCCGGGAGUUUGUGUCAGAUCGCUUUGUGCAGAUUUGUAAGGAAGAAGACUUCAUGCAGCUGUCCCCGCAGGAACUGAUCUCGGUCAUUUCAAAUGACAGUCUCAAUGUAGAAAAGGAGGAAGUAGUGUUUGAGGCGGUGAUGAAAUGGGUGCGGACAGACAAAGAAAACAGGGCGAAAAGUCUUAGUGAAGUGUUUGAUUGUAUCCGUUUUCGCCUUAUGGCAGAAAAAUACUUCAAAGAUCAUGUCGAGAAGGACGACAUAAUUAAAAGCAACCCAGAAGUCCAGAAAAAAAUCCAAGUUCUAAAAGAUGCUUUCGCAGGCAAACUCCCGGAACCUAGCAAAAAUGCAGAGAAGGCAGGGACAGGCGAGGUGAAUGGCGAUGUUGGUGAUGAAGACUUACUUCCUGGUUACCUGAAUGAUAUUCCCAGACAUGGCAUGUUUGUUAAAGAUCUCAUCCUCUUGGUCAAUGACACAGCUGCUGUGGCUUACGACCCCACGGAAAACGAAUGUUACCUUACUGCCCUAGCAGAGCAGAUCCCCAGAAAUCAUUCCAGUAUUGUUACCCAACAAAAUCAGGUCUACGUGGUGGGAGGACUGUAUGUGGAUGAAGAAAAUAAAGAUCAGCCCUUACAGUCAUACUUCUUCCAGCUUGAUAGCAUAACAUCUGAGUGGGUGGGACUUCCACCUCUGCCAUCAGCCAGGUGUCUCUUUGGUCUGGGAGAGGUGGGUGACAAAAUCUAUGUGGUUGCCGGCAAAGACCUUCAGACAGAGGCUUCCCUGGACUCCGUCUUAUGCUAUGAUCCCGUGGCUGCAAAAUGGAGUGAAGUGAAAAAUCUUCCUAUUAAAGUUUAUGGCCAUAAUGUGAUCUCACAUAAUGGGAUGAUAUACUGUCUAGGCGGGAAGACGGACGACAAAAAGUGUACAAACAGGGUGUUUAUCUACAACCCAAAAAAGGGAGACUGGAAAGAUCUGGCUCCGAUGAAGACCCCUCGUUCCAUGUUUGGAGUGGCGAUCCAUAAAGGCAAAAUUGUAAUCGCGGGAGGGGUCACCGAGGAUGGUCUUUCAGCAUCGGUUGAAGCGUUCGACCUCAAGACCAAUAAAUGGGAAGUGAUGACAGAAUUUCCUCAAGAAAGAAGCUCCAUCAGUCUGGUGAGCCUGGCCGGAUCCCUGUAUGCCAUCGGUGGUUUUGCGAUGGUUCAACUGGAAUCCAAAGAGUUUGCGCCCACUGAAGUCAAUGACAUAUGGAAGUAUGAAGAUGAUAAGAAAGAAUGGGCUGGGAUGUUGAAGGAAAUACGUUACGCUUCCGGAGCUAGCUGCCUAGCAACACGCUUAAAUCUGUUCAAACUGUCUAAACUAUAAACAAGGUCACAAAAACAAUGGCUUAAGAGGUGGCUUGUUGGGACAAGAGGGCUAUAAUGUAUUGUCUUUCUUUAAGCCUGUACAAUGAUUCAUGUAGUCUCUAAUGUAGCAGAAUCUCAGUCACGGCUUUUUCCAGUGCUGAGGAUAAAACCAUUUGCUAAGAAUUUUAGUAUUCAGUUGAACAAUGUACUUUUGUUAAACUUUACUCAAAGAAGUGAGCUUUCUAAAUCUGAGCUGUUUACUUAUCCUUUGUAUUCUUAAGGUACAUUUACACUUGUUUUUUUAUUAUCUAUGAAAUGCAUAUGUCUACAUUCUAAAGAAAUGUUCGAAUAACAGAAACCUUUCUCCUGUUUUGAGCUAUGAUAGGAAUCUUGAGCAUUUUAAUAAUGAAGACGAUUGGAAAUGCUGUUUAAGAAGUAUAAUAAAUGAGUCUCAUCUGAAGGGAAGAGUGUCUA
Messenger RNA from Onychomys torridus (southern grasshopper mouse), 2393 nucleotides. RefSeq names its product kelch like family member 41 (gene Klhl41). NCBI's taxonomy places the organism in Eukaryota, Metazoa, Chordata, Mammalia, Rodentia, Cricetidae. Gene Ontology annotation, molecular function: protein binding. The record is from RefSeq and is a predicted model, not a curated record. The transcript has 6 exons. The coding region runs from base 118 to 1938 and encodes 606 amino acids.